AUGAGAUCUGUCCCACAUUGGCUGCUGCUCGCGCUGGUACUGCUGGCCACGGCCGGCUGCCAUGGCAAACCGGUUCGAGUCGAAGCCGGUGGGCGUAUCACGGCCGAAAUGCCGCCAACCCAAACCUUCGGGCCCGUGGCCCCCAUGGUGGUCGAAGGUCCUUGCGAUGCCGACUGGCCACGCGUCGCGGUGAUCGACGUCGACGGCGUACUGCUGAACAUGGACAUGACGGGCUUCUACUCGAUGGGCGAUAACCCCGUCGGCCUGUUCCGCGAGCGACUCGAUGCGGCAGCAGCCGAUCCGCGCGUGCGAGCCGUGGUGGUGCGAAUCAACAGCCCCGGCGGUGGCGUGACGGCCAGCGACAUCAUGUGGCGCGACUUGAACGCCUUCAAAGCCCGCACCGGGCUGCCAGUGGUCGCCUGCUUGAUGGAUGUUGGCGCAGGCGGUGCCUACUACAUGUCUACGGCCGCCGAUCAAAUCAUGGCCCACCCCACCACCAUCACCGGCGGGAUCGGGGUCAUCUUGAAUCUGUACAACUUGCAGGACGCAAUGGCCCAGUUCAACGUGCUGGGGCUGCCCGUGAAGUCGGGCGAGAACAUCGACAUCGGAACCCCCAUCGCGCCGCAGACCGUCGAGUCGCGUGAAAUCUUGACGACAAUGGCCGAUGAAUUCCACAACCGGUUCAAAAACCUGGUGCGCAAUGCCCGCCCUGCGAUCAACCCGAUGAACGAGGCGAUCUUCGACGGUCGCAUCUUCACAGCACAACAGGCGCUGGAAAAUGGCCUCGUCGAUAGCAUCGGGUACAUGGACGAUGCCAUUUUGCUGGCCCGCGAGUUAGGCGGCGUGCCGUGUGCGCAAGUGGUGUUCUAUCACCGCUGCAACGAUCGGGCCCGAUCGCCGUACGCCAUCACGCCAAACGUGCCACUGCAAUCGGCCCUGUUACCGCUGAGCAUCCCAGGCCUGGAACGCAGCAAACUGCCGACGUUCCUCUACCUGUGGCAGCCCGAUCCCACGCUCGAACGCUGGGGCGGAAGGCUCGUGCUUCAAUCCUCUGAAUUCCUCCGGAGUUGGCCCGCGAUGGUUUCUCGGUUUUUCAGCGUUGUUCUGGCCCUACUGUUCUUCUCGCCUGCCCUCUCGUUGGCAGCCCCUAAAAAUGUCGUGCUAAUGGUCGUCGAUGACCAGGGGCUCGAUGCCGGGUGCUAUGGCAACGCGGUGAUCCAGACGCCGCAUCUCGAUGCGUUGGCCGCCGAGGGAACACGUUUCGACAACGCGUUCUGCACCACCGCAAGUUGCAGUGCCAGCCGGUCGGUGUUGCUCUCGGGACUGCACAACCACGCCAACGGGCAGUACGGCCACAUGCAUGGCUACAACAACUUCCACACGCAAACGUUCGUGCAGAGCUUGCCGGUGUUGCUGAACGAAGCCGGCUACCGCACCUGCUCGAUUGGCAAGUACCACGUGCAGCCGGAAGCGACCUAUCACUUCGAACAGUAUGCCAACGACGGGAUCAUGGGCGCACGCAGUUCGAUCCGCAUGGCGGAGAACGCUCGCCAGUUCAUCGAGCAAAAGGACGACCGGCCGUUCUUCUUGUACUUCUGCACCAGCGAUCCACAUCGCUCGCGGGUGGGAUUCGCCAACGACCAAACGUAUCCCGAUGUGCAAGAAGUGGAGUACGACCCAGAGUCGAUUCCCGUGCCGCACUUCCUGCCCGACUUACCCGAGACCCGCCAAGAGUUGGCCGAGUACUAUCAGGCCACCACGCGGGCCGAUCAGGGGCUGGGCCAACUGGUGAAGGUACUCAAGGAAACCGGCCACUGGGACAACACGCUGGUGAUUUACUUGAGCGACAACGGCAUUCCCUUCCCGGGGGCGAAGACAAAUCUGUACGACCCCGGGAUGCGAUUGCCGCUGGUGAUCCGCUCGCCCGAGGCGAAGCAGAAAGGGGUCGGGUCGCAAGCAAUGGUCAGCUUCGUCGACAUCGCGCCCACCGUGCUCGACUUCGCGGGGGCGAAAGGCCCCAAAUACAAGCUGCACGGCCGUUCGGUGCUGCCGGUUCUGGAAGAAUCGAACCCCGGCGGCUGGGAUGAGGUUUACGGUUCGCACACCUUCCACGAGAUCACGAUGUACUACCCGAUGCGAGUCAUUCGCACGAAGCAAUACAAGUGCAUCCUGAACCUGGCCCACCCGCUGUCGUUCCCGUUUGCUUCUGAUCUGUACGCUUCAGACACAUGGCAGGCCGUGCUGCGAGAGGGCCUCGACAUGUACGGCAGCCGGAGCGUGGACGCCUAUCUGCAUCGCCCGCAGUACGAGCUUUACGAUUUGGAAGCCGACCCCCACGAGGUGAACAACUUGGCCGAUGACGGCGACCAUGCCGAGGUGUUCGCCGAACUCAAGGGCAAGCUGGAGAAGUUCUCGAAGCAGACGAAAGACCCGUGGGUGGUGAAGUACGAGUACGAGUGA
Messenger RNA from Cladocopium goreaui, 2460 nucleotides. NCBI's taxonomy places the organism in Eukaryota, Dinophyceae, Suessiales, Symbiodiniaceae. The record is from the annotation of a GenBank genome assembly.